Molecule: messenger RNA, 3405 nt
Organism: Chenopodium quinoa (quinoa)
Lineage: Eukaryota; Viridiplantae; Streptophyta; Magnoliopsida; Caryophyllales; Amaranthaceae
Product: putative disease resistance protein RGA3
Exons: 1
Coding region: 1-3405 (1134 amino acids)
Biological process (GO): defense response to fungus
Molecular function (GO): protein binding; ADP binding
Source: RefSeq, a predicted model, not a curated record
AUGGUGAAAGAGGUGUUCUCCAAAUGGGGAUUUGAAUCUGAACUGAAUGACCUGAUUAACACUGUCUCGGAAGUAGGGAGUGUGUUUCGUGAUGUGGGUGCUAAGCACGAGCUUUCUGUCGAAACACGAGAGUGGGUUCAGAAGCUCAAGGAUGCUGUUUGUGAUGCUGAUGAUUUGUUUGAUGAAAUACUUACAGUGGCUGCUCAGACUAAGGGCCGCUUCCAACGUAACAAUAAACUUCCUGAUAAGGUACGCGAUUUCUUUUCUGAUAGCAGAAUGUCUCAGUGUGUUAAGAGUAUAAGGAAUCAGUUGGGUAACAGUAGUUGUACUUGUAUUUGUCAUGGUAAUACUGGGUUUGAAGUUGAUUAUCAGCUUAUUAUGGGGGGUGAGUGUGACAUUCGUUCUCGUAUAAAUGUCAGAAAUAAUGAGAUUGUUGGGAGGAAGGAUGACAUGAAUGCUGUAAUAGAUUUGCUGUUGUUGGAUACUAAUAAUUUGAAAGAUGAUGUUUCUUUCAUUACAAUUGAGGGAGUUCGGGGAAUGGGGAAAACCGCUCUUGCUCAACUUGUAUAUAAUGAUCAAAGGGUAAGAGAUGAGUUUUCGUUGAGAUUGUGGGUUCAAGUCUCAAAUGGAGAUGGAGGUAAACUCAACGCGAAUGAGAUUCUUGGGAAAAUUUUAGAGGCUGCAGGACGGUUUUAUACAGAUACUGAUGAUUUAUUGAGCAUAGAACUUACAGAAGAGCUUAGAGGGAAGAAAUACUUGAUUGUUCUAGAUGAUGUUAGUGGUAAGGAUCAAGAAGAGUGGGUUGCUUUAAGAAAGUUUUUAAUGUUCAGUGUAGGGGGGAGUCGGAUUAUAGUUACUACAUGCUCGAAUGAUACUACGAGGGCUAUAAGGAGCGAACAUACAUAUGAGUUGAAAGGUUUGUCCAAGGAGAAUUCAUGGCUUUUGUUAGAGAUGACUUCUUUUGGGAAAGGGCAAAAACAUGUAAUCCACCCUGAAUUAGCUGAAAUAGUUGAAAAGUGUGAGGGGUUUCCUCCUGCUAUAAAAGAGCUAGGUAUUGUUAUAUUUAGUCAGGAUAUUAACAAAUUGGGUUUGUCUGAAGAGCACGCAUUAGCCACAAAUGAUGAAGAUAAUAGGACUCCAUUGACACAUAAUCUUAUCCCUAAUAAUCUAGAAACUCGAUUGAAGAGUUGCUUGAGUUAUUGUGCAAUGUUCCCUAAGGAUUUUAUCAUUGAUAAAAAGAUGUUGCUCGAGCUGUGGAUGGCGCAAGGAUAUGUUGUGCCACUUGAUGGUCAGAGCAUGGUGGAUGCUGCUGAAGAAUACUUCUCAAUAUUGUUAAUCAGAUGUUUGCUGCAACCUGUGAAAUUGGAUGAAUAUGGCGAGGUUGUGUCUUGUAAAGUCCAUAGUCUUUUAGAUGUUGGAGCACAGGAGAUAUGUGUAGUGGAUUCUACUGCAGAUAAUAACAUGGUCGAGAAUAAUGUCCUACAUUUACAUCAUAUUGGAAGUGAAUGUCGUGAAAGCUCUUUUCCUAAGAGUAGAAUUCGUUCUUUUAUUCAUGGCAUUUUUGAUCGCUCAUUUCCACCACUAGAAAAUCUUGUAUCAAGUUGGAUGUGUCUAAGGGCAGUAGACUUGCAUGAGUUAAACAUUGAUAGUUUGCCAGAAUCGAUAAGUAAAUUAUUGCAUUUAAGGUAUCUUGAUCUCUCUCAUAAUCAUCUUAGAAGACUUCCAAAUUCAAUCACUAAACUACACAACCUGCAAACUCUGAAUCUAGAUGGUUGCACUAAUUUAGAACAGCUGCCAUGGGAUAUAUAUAAACUGGUGAACCUUAGGAGCUUAAAUAUUAAUUCCUGUGCGAUGUGUUCUAUGCCUUUAGGCAUGGAUAAAUUGACAUGUCUUCAUGUUCUCACUGACUUUCAAGUAGCGGAAGAGAGCGUAAGUGAUAAGGAGGAAAGUUCGAGUGAAGAUGACAGUUCAAAUAGCGGUGAGAAAAAUGUGGGCACGUUAAAAGAUCUGAAAGCUCUCUCAAAUCUAAGAGGCUCGAUUAGCAUCUCGAUCCCUGCAGAGUAUAAAGAUGUCAACGACAAUCACAUCCUUGAAGGAAGAGGAGGAUAUUUAGGGAGCAUGGAGCAUCUUAAGGAAGUAUCUAUAGAGUUUCAAGGCCAUGAGUAUGGUGAUGAACUAGCAAUCAAUCAUGAAGAUUUGCUAGAAAAAUUACAGCCACAUUCUAAUCUCAAAGGGGUAGGAUUGUGGUAUUAUCAAGGUACGAGUUUUACAAGGUGGACAUCCAGUCUCCCAAACCUUAUCAAGAUAGAGAUCGAAUCUGCCAUGGGGUUGCAACAUCUCUCGUUGCUCAGCAAGCUGCAGUACCUGAAGUUGCUGACAGUAUCAAGUAUGGACAAUUUAGUUUAUAUGGAGGAUACAAACGGCAGAAGCAGCAGCAGUGAUUAUGCACAAGAACCCUCAAAUUUCACUUUCUUUCCCUCCCUCGAAGAGCUCAGCAUAAGCUAUAGUCCCAUGCUGAAAGGGUGGUGGGAAGGUGAUCAACAUCAACAGCUUGUUGCUGCGGAUGGUAGCUGUUGGCAACCAUCAUUUAAGCGCCUUUUCAAAUUGUCAAUCUUGGGGUGCCCUAAACUAGAGUCAUUUCCUCCAUGUCCGAGGGUGAAAACACUGAGCUUGAGCAAACUUGAUGAAAACUUCAAAAUAAUGGAGUUUAGGGAUGUCGUCGAUGAUUACAAUGAUCAUAAUCGCCCUUCAGCACUGAGAAAGGUAAAUGUUUUCGAGAAUAUUGGCUAUCUAAAGUCACUGUCAAUGAGCUCUGUCACAAGCCUCAGCAUAACAUGGGAUCAUAAGGUGGAGAGAUUAUCCCAAGCUAAGGAGGCAUUUAGAAGCUGCUCCUCUUCUUUGCGUAGGCUUACAAUCCAAGGUUGUGAGAACUUGAGGAGUGUUUCUCAAGGGUUAGAGUACCUCACUGUCCUAGAGUCUCUUUCAGUAAUUCAAUGUCCAGUUUUAACCUUCUCCGAGGAGGAUGACAGCAAUGAAGACGAUGGCAUGCCUUGGAGAGCCCUUCAUCAGAGCCUCCGUUCCUUAGAGCUUUGGGGAGUUGAAAGCAUGAGCCUUCUUCCUAGUGGGAUGCAGUACUUGUCCGCCCUUCAGGACCUCACCAUUGAACGUUCUCAGGAAUUUAAGGCUUUACCAGAAUGGAUAGGCUGUUUAUCAUCUCUCAAGUCCCUUCGGGUUAAGUGUUGUUUGGAGUUCGAUUCAUUGCCAGAAACAAUGAGGAGCCUCACCAAUCUGAAGCUACUUGAUCUGAGUUAUUGUAAGCAAGGCUUGAAGGAAAAAUGUCAAAAUCCAACUGGAAAUGAUUGGCCGAAGAUUCAACACAUAUCCUCCAUUAUCAUUUCUGAAUGA